GAAUGCCCUGAAUUAGUAAAAAAUGUUGGACUCCAGUUCUAGUAACUCAAUUCAAGGUUUCAACAUCCCAAAAAAGAAAAAGGCACACAUUAAAGAUAACCUUCAGCAUGUAGAUGUGACCAACAGAGAUGUGCAAGACCUGAUGCGUGAUGUUAGAAAACACUACCUGGACACUAAUUUCAGCCAGGAAUUUGAAUUACUAGAUGCUUGGAUGGUUCACAAUGAGGAACUGCAGUCUAAAUAUGUUAAAAAGAGAGCAGAAAUGAAAGAUGCUGGCAGAAGUCCUGCAACUCUAUCAGACCAGCUGGGAUUUGUAUGGCAAACUAUACCAGGAUUGAACAGAAUGGCUAUUGCCAAACAUGGACUGACUGCUAAGAAUUUGGCAUUUAACAAUCUGGGUAAAGGAGACUGCGGUGUCUACCUGAACCGUUACUUUGAUGUGGAGGUGAGGCAGAGCUGGGUGUCCAGCCAUUCUCCGUCAGAAAUAUUUAUCUUUAAGUACUUUCCAGGAAAGUGCAAGCAGAUCAACACAGUUAACAUCAGAUGUGAGAAUAGUAAGCUAGAACCUACCCCAAACUAUGAUUCUCAUAUCAGCAACAUCCCACCAAAAAUUGAUCAGACUGUAUUUGUACAGUCAGCAAGAUCCAUGAUUUAUUUAUACGAGUACACAGAGGAUUGUGUGCCUUCAAAGAACCCCAGACAAUGUCUUCCCUUUGCUGUAGUUAGAGUGAGAAAAAAUCUACAUCCUAAGAGGUGUUUACCUGCCCUGAAACUGGUAACCUCUGAUAUGACAACAAAAUACCUGCCAGCAUCCUCUUCGGGCUCGAUGGAAAGCUCAACAAUCCCAGACAAAGAACCGCCAAAACUUAACAGUGACCCAAAGAUUGCUUUAGAUAAUGUUGCAAGGCUUGAGUCACAAGCUCAAGGCUCAGUUAGGAAAAAUAUAUUGAAAGAAAGUUUACCUGUGAACAGGCAAGAGAAAAAAACUGAUUCAGUCAAUGACCCACUGCCAAACUCAUCAUUACCGUCUCAAAAAAUUACUUCAUCUUCAACUGAUAACCACACAAUAACAACUGAUCUUAGACUUUCAAGGGGUAUAGACCCUCAAAAAAAAAUUGAGCAUUCUGAAAAUGCAAAGGAUAUAACCCAACUUCCCAUCCCUAGCCUGUUAGAUCCUAGAAUUUCCAAACUUCCUGCUAAACCUGAGGAAACAGAAAAAGCAUGUGACCCAACUCUACCCAGUGCUGCUAGAUUAGAUCCUAGACUGGUUAGAAAGUUAAGUACAACUGAUCCAAGACUAGUUAAAUCAUCAUGUUCUUCAGAUCCCAAGUCUUAUCCAGAUCCCAGACUAACCAGACAGUUCUCAGAUCCCAGAUUACAACCUAGAAGCCAUCAUACAAGUACCAAACCACUGCCACCUGCGCCCCAACAUCAUGACAGGGUUAAAGCUGACUGCUCCCACCUGCCUCACGGCUCUCACCCACCUCAUAGCACCCACCCACCACACAGAAAACAUUCACGUGAGAAAGUUGUCAAGAAAAAAAUUUCUUUUUCUGAAUACAAAAAGCUGAAAGCUAACAGCAACAAGACGGAGGAAUGUGCUGGCUCUGACUUAGUUACCACAGAUCCACCAGCCUCAAUCACUGGGACUAGUUCAGAUGCCUCUUCACAAUCUCCUGUUUUAGUGACUGAUAUACCCAAGCCUGCUCCUGUGUUAUCAUCCCUCUACAAGGCAGAUGUUCCCUGUGUUGAAAAAGGGUCUGGGGCUUCUGAUCUAAGAGAAAAAGUAAUUUAUCCUUCAGUAUCCAACAUUGCUGUAACACAUCCUUCAAGCAGUGAUGUUUGUAGCUUAAAUUCCUCCCCACAAGACUUUGUAAGACUUCCUUUAUCUUUGGGCUCAACAUCAGUAGAUAGAGCAGUGGACAAUAUUGCCACCAGCCUGAAAUAUCCAGAUGAUUACUCAAGGUACCAGUCACCUAUGAAAAAGUUGAUGCCCCUUCCUGUUUGUAAUGAUGAUGGCACUGUCACUAAUGUUCUUAGAGGCUACAUAGAUGGCACUGUAAAAGCAAUUGAACUCUCUUCCAGUGAACUGAAUGAGAAAGACAAAACAAGCAGCACAGAAGCAACUUCUUCCAAUGCUAGCAUCAGUCAGUUGCAGGAAAAAUUUUCAAAUCAUGAAUCAACCACCAGUACUUGCCCGGUAGCAUUAUCUAAUGAUGUUUUAUCUAGAACCAAUGUCAUUGAAGCAGCAUCAUCUUCAGCACUCCAGUCACAUAUCAAACCUAGUGUUUUAAAAAAUGUUAUUUCAUCCAAAACAGUUCCUAACUGUAAACCUAUGUGUGAUGAAGACCCCAAACAAAAAUAUAUUUCUAAAGAUUCUUUCUCAACAAACACCCAAGCAGAUCCUGUAGGGAAAUCACAGAAAUCUGGACAUAGUUCACCAAGUGAGGCAGGUAACUCUGCUCCUGCAGGGGACACAACUACAGACAUGUUGAAGAUGAACAAGUCUGAUGCUGAGAGAUCAGCUGUCCCCAAUGAGAAAGUGAACAUGACGGAAGAGUCUGUCAAAAUUCUUACAAAAAACCUUCUUUCAUCGCUUAAGAUGAAUACUUCCAAGAAAACAGACACUGACCCUCCUUCACAUGCUUCACACACCAAAGAACUGGUGGCGCCAGGUAAAGCUGGGGUUAAUAAAAGUGUUGACAGUUUACUGAAAGCACUUCAAAAAGGAUGCGUGGUUCAAAAAUUUCUUGAGUCUGGUGUUGAAUCAGCUCACAGUGAUGCAAGCGGCAAGCCACUCCCUGACAGUCCAAGCAAUAGUAUUGAUGAACCAACAGUGGUUGAGAAACCUUACCCUCCAAGUCAAUCAUUCAGAGAGUUGGGAUUCAUGACAUACAUUGGUGCACUUAGUACUCCGGCCUAUCAGCCUGAUGUUGUUCUUUUAGACCUGCACGAGGCCUCAGAGAACGACUACCAUAAGAAUAAAUGUGAGGAAUGCAGUAGACAUUUACUUAACGGUGAACUGGGAACUUACAGAUCUGUGUUUUAUGAGAAAACAUCAGAGUCAGAGAGUUUUGAUGAGGAAGAAGAACUUGGUAGUGGGGAUCAUUCCCAUUUGUGUGAUGUACCAUCAGAAACUAGUCGUCUCACUAGUAAUGAAUCACUUUCAUCUCCCAACCAUCAGUUAAUUAGAAACAUACCUCAGCAAUCAGAUCUUACACAUCCAGAGGGUGCAUCAGAGGUGGGUUAUGGACCAGACCAUACCAAAAAUAGUCACUCAUACUCUUCUCCUGGUCAGUUCUUAUCAAAGGCUGACCUAAGGAAAAGUAAUCGUUUAUCUCCUCGCUCUGAGCUUGCCUCACUCAAACUUGCCAUCGAUGGACUGUACAAUGAGUGCAACCAGAAUAUGUUAUCUAGUGAUGAUGAUGGCCUUUCUUCACCCAAACUCAUCAUUCAUGAAAGCUGCUCUGACCAGUACAGCACACCCAGUAAUAAUACAAAGCGCACUAGAUCAAUCAAGGUCACAGACAGCAGCAUUGAAACCAGUGAUGAGGAAGCAUUGCGCAGGAGAAAUGUGGUCAUGCCAAAGAAUCCUGCUAGAAUGAAGUUAAUUGAACAGUUAGCGCAUAAAGUGGCAGAGUUAAAAAGGGCAGAGACUCUGUUAGAGACUGGUACAGGCAGUAAAAGUGUCUGGUCAAGUAGUGAUUCGUCUGAUGAGGAAUCCUACAGCAGGGGCUAUUACAGAGACAGCAAGCUCAUCCAUACUGACACACUCAAGUCUCAUCUGGAAAAAAAUAAAUUAGUGAACACAUCAACUCAACCUGAACUAGUGAACAUGUCAACCCAACAUGAACUAGUGAACACGUCAACCCAACCUGAGCUACUUAAUAAAUCAACCCAACCUGAACUAGUGAACAACUCAACCCAACAUGAACUAGUGAACAACUCAACCCAGCAUGAACUAGUAAACAAAGCACCCCAACCUGAACUACUUAAUAAAUCAACCCAACCUGAACUAGUGAACAACUCAACCCAACAUGAACUAGUAAACAAAUCAACCCAACCUGAACUAGUAAACAAAGCACCCCAACCUGAACUAGUGAACACGUCAACUCAACCUGAAAAAGUAAACAAAGCAACCCAACCUGAACUAGUGAACAAAUCAACCCAACCUGAACUAGUAAACAAAGCACCCCAAGCUGAACUAGUAAACAAAGCAACCCAACCUGAACUAGUGAACACUUCAACCCAACCUCUACUAGUAAACAAAUCAACACAACCUGAACUACUUAAUAAAUCAACACAACCUCAACCAGUAAACAAAUCAUCAAAGCCUGAACUAGUGAACAAAUCAACCCAAUCUGACCCAGUGAACAAAUCAACCCAGUCUGCGCGAGUAAAAAAAACUGUCCAACUUGAAAUAGCUAACAAAGCUAUUCAACCUAUGCUAGUGAACAAAUCAUCGCAGUUUGAUACAUUGAACAAAUCAUCACAAGUUGUUACAAGCAAGCAGUUACAGGAUGACUUGUUGGUAUUGACCCCCAGAGGGCGCCAGCAAGAUGAAAAGGUUACUUUAGGAAAGUCUUAUAAAGGUCAGGCAUGCCUUGAAACCAGUGCUACUGUGACAGAAGAUAUAGUAGAAGCUUCUAGAAAGCUGUCUUUGGUCCCACGGGCAGUACAUCAGCUGAGCUGCAGCAAUUUGCAGAAACAAAGUUUGAUCAACAGUACCCAUGCUUUUGGGAAAUCUCAUCAGAGUGCUGCACAUUACUCGCAAGUACACCAACAGGCCAUAGGGAAAUCUGAUACAAAUGCUACAUCAUACCUGCAUGUACACCAACAGGCCAUAGGGAAAUCUGAUACAAAUGCUACAUCAUACCUGCAUGUACACCAACAGGCCAUAGGGAAAUCUGAUACAAAUGUUACACCAUACCUGCAAGUACACCAACAGGCCAUAGGGAAAUCUGAUACAAAUGCUACACCAUACCUGCAAGUACACCAACAGGCCAUAGGGAAAUCUGAUACAAAUGCUACACCAUACCUGCAAGUACACCAACAGAUCAUUGGGAAAUCUGAUACAAAUGCUACACCAUCCUUGGAAGCUUGUAAAAUCCCAGAAAACAGAAGCCACAUGCCCUUAUCAAACAGUCUAAAUGAGAAAAUGGCUUUGGGAAUCAAAGAGCCUGGUAGUUGUACAUAUUCUGAGAAAGAUGUUACAGAUUUAGUAGAAAACCAAACACCAAUGCAUUCGCUACUUCAAACCAGCAAUGCCCCUUGGAAGAACUUAAAUUCUGUAACAACUACAGAAAAAUGGAAGCUGUUCAAAAGUUACAAUGAGGCAAAUAAAAAACUUGCAAGGCUAGCAGGGCUUGAAAGUCAACAUUCAAAGUUACUAGAACCAACAGCCAAUGUUGAGGACUUGAAGAAAAUUCUGGAAAAUGUUCGAACACAGACAAUGAUUGGGAAAAGUGGCUUGAACACUUACACUAAGGAAAGUCCUUUGAAUACAAAAAGUCCUCUUUUUAAUAUUCCUUAUGAUAGGACAUCAGAUAGGACUCCUACUACUUACACAAUAGGGUCUGGAAUUCCCAAUAGUGAAGGGUUGGCCCAGAGUUUUAGUUUCAGUCAAAAUAAAACAGCAGUGUACCAGGCUAGUCGUCAGUCAGUUGACUCCGCUCAGAUAUUAAGUCAGACAAGGCAUCCUUCCCUAUCCCUCAGCAACUCUCUACUGCCACCCGUUUCUAUUGCUAUACCAGUAGAAAACAAGAAGAGUCUCCAUGACCUCUACUCACCAUCAAGUCCAACUGAUGUCCUAGGUGUGGAUGAGAAGCCUGGGUCCCGGCCAGCUUGUUCAUGUGUUGGUCUAGUAGAGCCCUAUGGGGACAUGGAUUACAGACAAAAGUGUCUAGUUCAUCCCAGUUCUGUAGAUCAGGAUUACAGACAAAAGUGUCUUGUACAUCCCAAUUCUGUAGAUCAGGAUUACAGACAAAAGUGUCUUGUACAUCCCAAUUCUGUAGAUCAGGAACAAACAUUUGAUUGGGGAAACCCUAGUAAUAGAAAUGUACACGAAAACCAGGGUGAAUUACUAAAUUCUUAUACAUUGUUACCAAGCAAUAAUCUUGAAACGUCUAGACUGUAUAAUUAUCCAGACAAUUAUGCACAGUAUGACCUCUCAAGAUUUAAUCCUGAGUCUAAUUAUAAUAACAAUCAAGCAUUUGUGUCAUUACCAACCAAUGUAUUACCUGAGCAAAUGUCCCUUUAUUCUACACAUAGCAUUCCAUGUGACACAGACAACAGAUACCCCGCCCAUCACUUGAUUUCCAUACACGUUCAUACUUGUUCAGCUCCAACUACUUCCAACCCAAUAGCAUGGCAGGAUGGCUACAAACCAACGGACAAACCAAAAGAAUAUGUGCAGCUCAACAAAAGAGAAAUGCCUGAGAUUGAGCCAAGCCACGCUGUUGCUAAACCUAAGGUCCAUCACCAGGCAGCAGAGAUUCCAGCCUCGCAUGCCAGUAGUUCUAGCGGUAUACUAGGACUAGAUCUAUUCUCUUCUAAAACACAGACACUUUCUGAACUUAAUUCUAACCUUCAUUCAAAAGUGAACAGUAGUGGGAAUAAGCCUUCCCCAAGCACUGAACAUUCUGUGUUAAAAACUGCUGAAAGCUCAACAAACAUGCUUGAUUUAGAGCUGAGCAGCACACUGUCCAAUACUGUAAGAGAAUGUAAACAUGAAGACACUCAUGGCAUGACGACAGAUAAAAAUACAUCUGGCAAUAAAAUUGUACAAUAUGAGGAUUCUGAUGAUGACCUAGUAGGAGAACCACUUCCUAUAAUUAAAAGAGACAAACAUAUUUCCAUUAAGAUUUCUUCUAAAACACUGAAUCCCAAGCCAGCAGCAGUCCUCCCUCAAGAUAAAGCUCACUCCCAAGCAGUAGCAGACUGUAGUAAUGAACAUGUUCAUCAUAAUAAACCUUGUAGUACUGUUGAACCAAGUGAUACAGAUGAGCUCAUUAGCACGAGGGAACAUCAAGCAGUUGAUGGGGAAAGAGAUGAGGGGAAGAUGAAUCUAUAUUUGGAGCACAUUUCUAUGAAGAUUAAAGAAGCUGCUCAAGCCCCUAAGGUCUCACACGACUCCAAGAGUUGCCCUCCUGCCUUAAAUAUCCUGGAAAAGGCGCUAGAAAUAGCUAAAAAGAAACAUGCACUUAGCCACCAAACCACAGAGGGGGAUGCAAGUUUUGACUCUCUGGAGAAGCUUGCCAAAAUAAUUAGUACCAAACUUCUACAAGCAGACAUAUCUUCACCAGUCUUACCCCAUAGCAAUAAGAACAUUUCUCCUGUGAGUAACAAUGCGCCUUUCAUCAAAGAAGAAAUUGGCUCACCAUCUGUCCUAACAGAUCCUUCCCAGCAGCCUGGAUGCAAUGUGAAGUACCCAGAACACAGGCACACAGAGGAGGUGAUAGACCAGGCCUUGACUAAGAAAGCUGCAGGAAUUAAAAAACCAAAACAGAAGAAACUAAAGGAAAAUUCUUCUUGCAGAUCUGUGAGUAGUUCUUCUGAAUCAGCUGAAACAGAACAUUCCAGAAGUGAAUCCAUUUCAUCAGAUAGUUCCGUAACAUCCAGUAAACACAGUAAAAAAAAGAAGCGCAAGUCAGACAAAGCAAGAAGGCAUUCCAGACAAAUUACUCGAUCAGCUAGCAGGUCCCCAAGCCAAAGUAGCAGCUCCAGAUCAGCCAGCAGGUCACCCAGAAGAAUUCGCGCCCGUAGUAAAUCACCCAGAAAAAAAAAUCGCAGGCAUAAAUCAACCAGCAGAUCACCUGCCACAUCCUUGACCUUGACAAGAUCAACCAGAAGCAGAUCAAUAGGCAGUUUUUCAGACAGGACCUUGUUAUCUUCACCAAGUACUUCCAGAGGGAGAUCUCAGAAAAACAAGUCUCACAAUAAAGCUAAAUCAGGUUCCCCUUGUGAGAAGAGAAAGAAGUCUUAUUCUCCAAAAAGAAAAAAGAAACAUUCCUCUGACCAUAAAUCUUUGUCUUCAGAUAGAAAAAGUCGUAAUAAAUCUAAGAGGAAGAUAAAAGGAAAAUCUUUACAAAGAAAGUCACAUUUAUCCUCAUCUAAAAAUAGCCGUCGUUAUUCUAGUAUCAAAUCAUCAAAAAUUAAAAAGACUCCCAGGAAAAGUUUAGAUGAUGCUUCGUCCUUGGUUUCUGAUUCUUUAGGUUCAUCUUCAAUUAAAAAACGAAAAGUAAAACGCAAAAGGAAAAAAGUUAAAAAAGCGUAUGAUGUUGAGGAUGAAACCAAGAGUAAAAAAUCUAUUGAAAGUACUGUUUCUGAAUCUUUAGAUGUUCCUUCAUCUUCAAACAAAAAACGACAAGUAAAACACUUUAUUAAAAAAGUUGAAGAAGCUUGUAAUGAUCAUGAUGCAAAUAGUAAAAAAUCUCUUGAAAGCACUGUGUCUGAUUCUUAUGAUUCUCAUUCAUCUUCAACCAACAUUCUUAAACUCAAAAAGAAAUUUAAAAAACCUAGUGAUGUUGAAGAUGUAACAAAUAGUAAAAAGCCAGUAGAAAAUACUGUCUCCAGCAUCCAGGUGUUACCAAAGGUGCCAACCCCUCAAGUCAGCCCUGCAGCCAGUACUCCAAACAAAGUUUAUCUUUCAGAUGUACCAAUGGAAGCUCUUUCAUUUGCUAGAGAAAAAAUUCUCAGUGAGAUUAAUCGACUUUGUGAAGAUACUGAAAAAGAACUUUCAUGUUCUACCAAAUUGAGUGAAACAGAGUCAAAACUAGUUCCUAAUAAAAUUGAACUAGAAGAUGGAGAAAUUUCAGAUGGCUCUGUCGUCUUAGUGACAAGCAGUGAUGCUCUGGAAGUCAUUUCCGAUGAGGACUUCUCUGUCACAGCUAUCCAUGAUCAGGAAAAGACAAGUCUUGUUCACUCUAAGGGGGAGAAUAAGGGGGAGAAAAGUAAAGGAAAACUUAUCUCUGAAGAUUCCAAAGUCCGCAGCUCUAAAGGUAAUGUUGUAUCACACAGCACUGUGAAUCCAAGUGUCAGUCCUGAGUUAGCAUCUGAUCCAUAUGUUAGACAGGUUGAACCCAAAGUAAAAGAGGUUAUUUACAUCAAAUCUGACAGCGAGGAUGAUGACCAUCCACUGUAUUGGGAUGCCAAUAAGAAAAAACAGUUUUACAGCAAAGCAGUGAGGCAAACUGCUGAGCAGACCAAUACAGAGAUGAACUGUGCUGAAAACCUACCUAGCCCACAAAAAGCUCCCAGUAAAGUGGGAGAGGUUGAUGAGGCUUUACAAUGUUUGAGUAACAAAGAGAAACCAACAGCCACUGUAACCCCUGAAUUGGCUGAUAUACCCAAGCUUGGGCCUGUUGUGGAUCAUAGCCAAUCGUGGCAAACCUGGGCAAAUAAUAUAUCAUUGGCUGUGGUGGAUCAUAAAAAGGAUAAGAAAGAAGCCAAUGAGGUAUCCCUUCUAAACAAACUACCUGUGAAAAAUAUUAGAAUUAAAAUUGACAAUGACCAGAGGUUGUUUCAAGGAAAUCUCUCUGUUGUUGUUAGCCAAGCACCAGCUGUAUGUGAACAGAAGGAAGAACCUCUAGAAGAUUCUGUAGACAGGUUAAUAAAUAAGGAAAAAGCAGUUGAGAUAAAAAAAGAAGGUACUGAUCCAUAUGAUAGUGAUUUGGUCAGGAGUCUCGCUAAAAAAGAAGGUCCUGAUGUAAGUGAUGAGUCUGUUAGACCAAGUAAGAUGGACAAUUCUGGGAAGAGAAAAAAUGAUGAGCCAGACAGGGAUUCUGUCAAAUGCAAACGUGUAAGCAGAAGACGGACCUCUUCUCCUGAUGACCGCCGAUCUUCACAUUCUUCUCACAGGUCUCCUUCUUCUCACAGGUCUCCUUCUUCUCACAGGUCUCAUUCUUCUCACAGGUCUCAUUCUUCUCGCAGAUCUCAUUCUAGAAGUUCAUCCAGGCACAGGUAUAGAACUAAAAGAUAUUCAAAAGAAAGAUCUCCUACUUUCAGACAAAGGAGUAGAUCACCAUACAAAAGUUAUUAUCGUAAGAGAUCUAGGUCUCCAAAAACUGGAUACCGGAGAACAAGUCGUAGCCCUGACAGGAAGAAACCGUACUUGUCAAGGCGCAGUAGAUGGGACUCUAUCUCACCGGACAGAUAUGGCAAAAAGUAUUUGGGACGCAGUCCUAGUGCAGAUAGAGACCGGUAUGGUAAAUCUCCAUAUAGGGACUCACGCUCUCCAGAGAGGUACAGAAAGUCUCCUGAACCAUGGAGUCUCUACAGAAAUUUCCGAGGCAGAAAAGAAACAUCUCCAGUAAAACAAAAAGCCCAGCAUCCACUAGAUGCCUUAAUAAAUGAAGUUACAAAGAAGACUAAUUCACAAAGAUUUGAGGACAAAAAUUCUAGCAGUGAAAAUCAAACACAAAGCAGACAAGACACAACAGGUAAACAAACAGCGGAACACCCACUAGAUUUAUUAUUAAAGAAGGCUAAAAAUAAAAUAGUAACCCCACGCAGAUAUUGCAAAAGCUUCAGAUUAGAUAAUAAAACUCAAACAGAAAGAAGACAAAAAAUACAGAUUGAACCCAGUGGCAGUAGGGAUGUGCUGAACUCGCCAUCGGGAAAACAAAAGGCAGAACACCCAUUAGAUACCUUGAUUAAUGAUGCAUCUAAGAGUGCAGUCAGUUCCUCCACUUCUGAUUCUCAAAAACAUGACAACAAAAAUCCCAGCUUUGAAAUGAAACCUGAAACAAGCUCAAAAAUUGUUGGACAAGAGUGGUCUAAUUUACUAUCAAAACCAGAAAAAAUGGAGGAGAUAAAUUACAACAUGAAUUACAAUGUUCCAUGUGUCAAGCAAAGUUAUGAACAGUUGCUGCAUAAUAAACCACAAACUACCCGGCAUUUCUUAGAUGUGACAGUCAAAAUGUUGAUCUUCUCAGAAUUUGGUUUAAUUUGUUCUGAUGAGUUAUCUUCUAUACUUCCUUACCCUUUAGAUACUGUCAUUAAUAGCCCAGCCUUAACUGAAGCGGAGAGCAAGCAAAUUGUUACCAGGACAAUCUUGACAUGUAUCUCUCACCUUGAUAUCCCAGUGUAUGACAUACCAUCUAGAGCUUUGGAAGUAAAGGAAGAUUUCAGAACCACUUUUGCCAAAGAUUUUCAGUAUUGCACAGACUCCCAGGUGCUUUUGGAGGUCAAUGUGAUCAAAAAGUGUGAAAGUAUCUUGGACCAAGUGGCAGAGCGAACAGUUUUUAGAGAAGCCAUGCACGAGCAGCAUUUGAGGCAGUUAGAGAUCGUGGAGUCUAUGAAAAGGAUAGAGAGUUCAGACCAAGAUGAAACAUAUAAAAAGGAAAAGAUUUCAGCACUGAUGUCUGAGUACGAUGAACUCAACUUGAGCAUACAGCAAAAUGCAAUGACUAACUCUGACUCAUACUCGAGGUGUGAACCAGAUUUGCCUGAAGAACUCAGGGUCCCAACUAGAGGCUUUACUUUCACAAUGCCUUACCAGAUUGGAGAUGAAGAUUACACAGAGGACUUGAAGAAGUGUCUGGAGGAAAUAGCAGGAGAAAUCAUCGAGUUUUAUAAAAAUGUUAAUUUCGGUUGCCCACACUACCCAGUACCAAAGCUUUUGCUUCUAGAGGAAGAGAAAGAUAAAUGGUAUACAAAAGGUGAAUGCUUCCAGAUUUUAAAUAAAUCUUUGCCACAGAAAGUUUUUAAACGUCUGCUACAGCUAAGGUAUCAGUUAGAAACCUUUAGCGACCCAGAGCUGCCAGAAUGCAAGGCAAAAAUUCAAGAGCGUUCUUCCCUACUCAAGUGUCAUGUUGGGAAUAUUGUUUGGAAAAAAAUCCGUAAAGUAGAAACCUUGUAUAACUCAUAUCAAAAAUGCUGCAACUUCAUAAGGCAUGUGAUAGGCUCAAGGGGCAUGGAUAAGAUGCCAGUUCUACAAUCAUCUUUACAUGCUGUUAAGAGACAUCUGAAUUUGUUGAAGAGGGAAAUUGAAAACCCCAGCUUUGAAGAAUUCUAAGGUACCAAUCUCUCACAUCUUUCAAGCACAUCAACUUGAGAGAAUUUGAUCUCCAUGUCAUCUGCAUUUAUCUACAGAGAGAUUUAAAAAAUAUUCAAGUGUAGUGUAGCCUACUCAUGUCUUUCUAGGGUUAAUAAUAAUGCUAUCAAGGUCUACAAAAUACUACAGGGGAAGCUUAGAGGAUAAAUGUGUGGUGUGCCAAGACAAAGGUUUGAGAACCAUUUGCCAAAAAUGUGUACACAAUCAUUACAUCUUUAAUCAUUGUUUCAUUCUGUCUCUAAUUAUGUAUAUAUAAUUAAACACUUUAUUGAUGUUUCAACUUAAUUAUUGAGUGAAGAAUCGCUGAAAAUAAUUGCUGUAUAUAAUGUAAAUUACACUAAAAAACAUCCACCUUUGAUAUCAUUUUUAUGCUUGUUGUAUAAUAGAUUUUUAAAAAUUCAAAGCGGCAUUGCUUUAACUUUUUUUAUACACCUUUGUUUUGCCAUUUCAUGUUCUAACAGGAACAAAUAGAAAGUAUUAGUUAUAUCAUGUACUUAUUUUGUUUCACUAAGUUCACUUAGAAAAAUUUAUGUGAAAGAAGCAAAUGCAGUAGGCUGUUUGUUUACAUUUCAAAAUUAUUUCUCAUAUUUGUUUUUAUGAUUAAUGACAAAUGUCAUCAAUAUGUUAUAGACCACUUAUUUAAUUGUGCUUACUGUAAUUACAGUAUUUAUAGUUAUAGUGCUUAAGUACACAUUAAGAAGACUGAAGAAAUGUGUGGUUUGAACUAGCUUUUGAUGGGGAAAAAUUUAGGCAAUUAAAAUGCAUUAACUUCAAACAAUUAUUUAUGACUUAGAACAUGACUCCAUGUAAUAUACAGUAUUUAUAGGGCAACUUACAUAAAAUAAAAUUUAUUAAGCUCAAGUUUGUGAGGAUAGUCAAGAGCACAACAUGUGUAAAUAUAUUUUACUGCCAGUCUUUAUAGGCAGGCUCAUUACAAACCAUGUGCAUCUGAUCAAAGGUAAAAGCUGCAUUUUUUUUUUAAAGUCACUAGACUAAGACUAAAUACUAAAUGGUGGGAAUAUUUAUUUUCACUUCCUUUUUGCAGAGAAGUAAGAAAACAAUAUUCACUAGUGUAGGGAAUUUUAUACAUCAUGUUUUCCGGCAUUGAAAAAAUAUCCUGUUUUUUUUUCAGGUGGUCUGUUACAUCUUUGUGUUUGAUUCUUCUUCUGUGUGGUCUUUUUUCAAUCCACACUUCAUGUAUCCAUGUAUGUUAUUAAAAAAAUGCAUUUAGGAUAAGGUCACAAAAUGUGAAAAGAUGUGUACACUUAAUCUUUUAAAGAUAAAAUGUGCCUUUCAUUUUACUAAAUUGUACUAAAAAUAUUAUCAAAAUGUUAAAAAAUCCCACCAUAAUGUGUUAAGGAAUUGAUAGUUGUUUUGAAUUAUCAUCGAAAAAUAUUUUGUUGGUUUUUGUACAUAAUUUAUUUGAUGAAUGGGCAUUGUUUUGAAUUCAAUUUCUGUAAAGGGCAUUGCAUUUUUAUACAGUUUUUUUCAUAUGGAAAAAUAAAAUUGUUCUGUUUUGUAUUUUGAUAAUUUUUAUAGUUGUUUUAUGCAUUCAUUAUUUUAAUGUGCAUUGGAGAAUGAAAUUGUCAGAGAGGAUGCCUCUUUAUCAGGAUGUAUUAUUAUUAUUAUUAAUACAAAAUUUUA
Molecule: messenger RNA, 13699 nt
Organism: Physella acuta
Lineage: Eukaryota; Metazoa; Mollusca; Gastropoda; Physidae
Biological process (GO): homologous chromosome pairing at meiosis; male meiotic nuclear division; regulation of double-strand break repair via homologous recombination
Cellular component (GO): nucleus
Source: RefSeq, a predicted model, not a curated record